Vitis riparia (riverbank grape) is the source of this 1857-nucleotide messenger RNA. Its product is annotated as receptor-like protein EIX1. Lineage: Eukaryota; Viridiplantae; Streptophyta; Magnoliopsida; Vitales; Vitaceae. The transcript has 2 exons. Gene Ontology annotation, molecular function: protein binding. The coding region runs from base 1 to 1857 and encodes 618 amino acids. The record is from RefSeq and is a predicted model, not a curated record.
AUGAUUGCAAGUACAAUUCCAACCUCCAUCGGAAAUUUUUGCAACUUACAACAUUUGGAUUUGGGUACCAAUACCUUGACAGGAAGUUUCUUUGAGUUUCUCGAAGAGAUCAAAAACUGCAGUUCUGAAGGUCCUUUACCAGAACUGGGGUAUUUGGACUUGUCUUGGAAUCAAUUAGUGGGCAGAUUGCCAGAACGGUUGAGUCAGCUGGAAAAACUUACAUAUCUCGAUCUAUCCGAUAACAAGCUUCAAGGCCCUAUCCCUGCUUCUUUUGGGACAUUCAAAAAUCUGAAUGAGAUGCGGCUUGGAUGGAAUGAACUGAAUGGGAGUCUCCCAGUUAGUUUUGGACAACUUUCUGAAUUGGUUGUAUUGGAAGUUUAUGGGAAUCGCUUGAUUGGAAUUCUUUCUAAAGAACAUUUUUCAAAGUUAAGUAAGUUGAAGACUCUGUGGAUGCAUGAAAAUUCAGGUCUCGUUUUGAAUGUUAGUUCCACCUGGGUCCCCCCAUUCCAAAUCACUGAUCUUGAUUUGAGUUCAUGCAAUUUAGGCCCUUCAUUCCCGACUUGGCUUAGGUCUCAAAAGGAGGUCUUCUGGCUGUAUUUGUCAAAUGCUAGCAUCUCAGGUUCCAUACCUAAGUGGUUUUGGAAUAUUUCUUUGAAUCUGCAGGGCGUAAGUCUUUCUGACAAUCAGUUACAAGGAAUUCUUUCUGAAGAACAUUUUUCAAAGUUGAGUAAGCUGAAGGCUUUGCUGAUGGGUGGAAAUUCAGGUCUCGUUUUGAAUGUUAGUUCCACCUGGGUCCCCCCAUUCCAAAUCACUGUUCUGAGUAUGACUUCAUGCAAUUUAGGCCCUUCAUUCCCGACUUGGCUUAGGUCUCAAAAGGAGCUCUUCGAUCUAGAUUUGUCAAAUGCUACCAUCUCAGGUUCCAUACCCAAGUGGUUUUGGAAUAUUUUUUUCAAUCUGCAGUACUUAAAUCUUUCUCACAAUCAGUUACAAGGUCAGCUACCAAAUUCAUUAAAAUUUCCUUUUGGUGAUCGUGCAUAUAUUGAUUUCAGUUACAACCUCUUUGAGGGACCUAUUCCUUUUUCAAUCAAAGAGCUCUAUUUACUAGAUCUCUCCCACAAUAAAUUUUCUGGCCCUAUCCCACUGAGCAGAGGUGAAUCUAUGUUAGACUUGCAUUACUUUUUCCUUUCGGAAAAUCAAAUAACAGGGACCAUCCCAGAUUCCAUAGGACGCAUCACCUCUCUUCAAGUCAUUGAUUUUUCAAGGAAUAAUUUGACUGGAAGCAUUCCUUCUACCAUAAAUAAUUGCUCUAGCCUAAUUGUUCUAGACCUUGGAAAUAACAAUUUAUCUGGGAUGAUACCAAAGUCGUUGGGCCAGUUACAAUGGCUCGAAUCACUGCACCUGAAUGACAACAAGCUUUCAGGAGAGCUCCCCUCAUCUUUCCAAAAUUUAUCAAGAUUGGAACUCAUUGAUCUCAGUUAUAACCAAUUAUCGGGUAAGGUUCCUUCAUGGAUUGGAACUGCUUUCAUAAAUCUUGUAAUACUCAACUUGAGGUCAAAUGUAUUUUUUGGAAGACUUCCCUCCCAGCUUUCAAAUUUAAGCUCCUUACAUGUCUUAGACCUUGCACAAAACAAUCUGAUGGGUGAAAUUCCAGUCACUUUGUUUGAGCUUAAAGCCAUGGUUCCGGAGUAUAACAAGAAUAUAUAUCCUUUGUGUGACAAUGUGAGCAACUCUCAGUAUGAAGAACGAUUGGUGGUGAUUAUGAAAGGUCAAAGUCUUGAAUACACCAGGACUCUUUCUCUGGUUGUAGGCAUAGACCUAUCCGACAAUAAUUUAAGUGGAGGCUUCCCCAAGAAAUAA